Syngnathoides biaculeatus (alligator pipefish) is the source of this 4549-nucleotide messenger RNA. Its product is annotated as large neutral amino acids transporter small subunit 1-like. Gene Ontology annotation, cellular component: membrane. Gene Ontology annotation, biological process: amino acid transmembrane transport; neutral amino acid transport. Gene Ontology annotation, molecular function: neutral L-amino acid transmembrane transporter activity; L-amino acid transmembrane transporter activity. The record is from RefSeq and is a predicted model, not a curated record. Lineage: Eukaryota; Metazoa; Chordata; Actinopteri; Syngnathiformes; Syngnathidae. The transcript is spliced from 11 exons. Bases 447 to 2015 code for a protein of 522 amino acids.
UGUUGUCACCACCAAGAAGGAGCACCGGUCCAGCCCCCCCAACGAUCAGUCUGUGCUUGGAUUAUCCAACAGUGCACAAAUGGAUUAGAGCGUCACAUGUCGGCCUAAAUGCGUCUGCUGUUAAACCCACCUCCACCCCAGGCACCCCCACCUCCAACCAUCUGCGUUCGGCCACCAUUUAGCGAGAGCUACCUUCAGCAUCACAAGGUGGAACGCCGGGGACGAGGGCAGACGGGCAGAGGAUCCGGGUCAGAUGGGGUCUUGUUAGUCCAGUGACGUCCAAGGGAGGAGGCAGAGAGAAAGCAGUGAGGAGAGUGUACAGUACAUGUCUGAGUGUGUGUGAGAGCGAGCGAGGACAGCCAGACAGGAGGAAGAAGACAACGCAAAGGUAAGAAGGAAAGAAGGGGCUGCAAUUUCAACGAGUGGAUCCAGAUUUAGAGCAAAUAAUGGCCGAGCCGGAGCUGAAAUUACGGAGCAGCCGGGAAAGCGUUACCAAGGACAAGAUGGGCGACCCAGAACAAGAUGACCAGAUUGCCGAGAGAGUUCCUCCGUCGGCCCCCUUGAGCCCGUCUGACCCGCCAGCCGGCAAAGAGCAGAAGAUCGAACUCAAGCGCAGCAUCACCCUCUUCAACGGCGUGGGCAUGAUCAUAGGCACCAUCAUCGGCUCGGGCAUCUUCGUCACGCCGACGGGCGUGGUGAAAGAAACGGGCUCGGCCGGACUCUCCUUGAUCAUUUGGUCCGUCUGCGGGGUGAUCUCCACCAUGGGGGCGCUCUGCUACGCCGAGCUGGGCACCACCAUCACCAAGUCCGGCGGCGACUACACGUACAUCCUGGAGGUGUACGGCGAGCUGGCCGCCUUCCUCAAGCUGUGGGUGGAGAUGCUCAUCAUCCGGCCGUCGUCGCAGUACGUGGUGUCGCUGGUGUUUGCCACGUACCUCCUCAAACCCAUCUACCCCAACUGUGCUGUGCCCGACAGUGCCGCCAAGCUCAUCGCCUGUCUGUGUCUCACUGCCCUGACCUUUGUCAACUGUAUCAGUGUGAAAGCCGCCACCAAGGUCCAAGACUUGUUCACGGUGUCCAAACUGCUUGCGCUGGUCAUCAUCAUUCUCUUUGGCUUCAUACAGAUCUUCACAGGUGACGUGCACUACCUGAAACCAGAGAACGCCUUUGAAGGCAGCAAAGUGGGUGUUGACAAUAUUGUCUUGGCCCUGUACAGUGGUUUGUUUGCUUUUGGAGGCUGGAAUUACCUGAAUUACGUAACUGAGGAGAUGAUCAAUCCAGAGAGAAAUCUGCCCCUAUCAAUCAUCAUCUCCAUGCCCGUUGUGACGGUUGUGUACAUCCUGACCAACUUAGCCUACUUCACAACCAUUUCUCCUCAAGACAUGAUUGACUCAGAGGCUGUCGCCGUGAGUUUUGGCGAGUACCACCUGGGUGUGAUGUCGUGGCUGAUCCCAGUGUUUGUGGGGCUUUCUUGUUUUGGAGCUGUAAAUGGAUCCCUGUUCACAUCAGCACGUUUGUUCUACGCUGGAGCCCGCGAGGGUCAACUUCCUGCUGCUUUGGGGCUGGUCCACACAGAACUUUUCACACCGGUGCCAUCCCUCAUCUUCACAUGUGUGCUGUCCAUGCUCUACGCCAUCUCUCAGGACAUCUUCUCUGUCAUCAAUCUGUUCAGCUUCUUCACUUGGCUCUGUGUUGGGAUGGCAAUCGCUGGAAUGCUCUGGCUGCGAUUUAGGAAGCCCAACCUCAAAAGGCCAAUAAAGAUCUGGUUAUUUAUCCCUGUGGCUUUUGUCCUUGGCUGCGUCUUCAUGAUCAUCGUGUCCUUCUGGGCGGCUCCCACCGAGUGCCUGAUUGGCUGCAGCAUCAUUCUCACGGGCAUCCCGGCGUACCUGCUGGGCUACAAGUGGAAGAAGCCGCGUGUGGUCAAGAAGAUGCUCGAAAUCUUCACCAUGUUCUGCCAGAAGAUAUUCCUGGCCGUCCCCGAGGAAAAGCGCACCGAGACCGACGAAUCGGACUAACGCCCGAUGAUCCUCAACCAGCCCAACAACUCAUGGCUCAACAUUUUGUUUACUUGAACAUUUGCAGUUUUCGUGGUAUUUGGCGUUUUGUUCUAUUUUUCUUUUGUGGAGAAACUUGGUCAAGGAGGGUUUACAUAAAUGUAUGCACUUUUGUUCAAAGUGUGUAUUUGCAAAAACAUGCUUCUGUGCAUACUAAUUGCAUUCAUUGUAGACUAUGAAAAGCUGCAUACAACGCACACUAUAGUGGCCUAAAUUGUACACAGUUAUGUUUCAGUGUUGGUGCUCUCACACACUUUUUAGUAGGAUUUGACACAAAAUCAGGGGCGGGAAAAAUUUCCUUUUUCCCUCUUCUCCCUUAAAUCAAAGCCAAAUAUAGCAGUCAGACAUGCUUAUAGAGCGAUAAAGUGCUGGAAUUUAGUGUGACUUCCUCCUACAUUUUUGUAAGGGCAUGUUGAAAAUGUUUCAUUGAGAUGAAAUACAAAAAAAAAAAAACAUGACACGUGUAAUCUUAGUGUGACUAGACUAACACAACUGAUGAAAAUUAGAAGUAAAGUGGUUAGCCGAUAGUUGCACACUACUAAUAUAAUGAAUGUGUGAAUGAUCCCUUUGAAUAUUUUUUGUUUCAUAUCCAUUUGUACACGAAGCACAAAUGUGUAUUUAUAUGUGCGCACUGAUUUUAUGCUGUUGUGUUUACUGUUACAAGUAAAAAUGGCAAAGUUUUUCUGCGUUUGAAGGAAACUAACGAUUAAUCAAAGAUUUACGUUUACAUUUUUGGGAAUGUUCCAAGUUGCGUGGAUACUGCGGCCUCCUGCCACAUUCCAAAAACACGAACGUUUGGUCCAUUGAACAUGCUGAAUUUUAAUUGCUGAAUUAUUGUCUGUAUGUGAUUAUCUAUGAUUGAAGUCAAGCGUGGACCCUGCCUCUCCUGCGACCAUGUGGACAAGCGCUAUUGAAAAUGGAUGGAAGGAUGGAUGGAUUUACAGUAUGUUCCGCAGUCACUAUGACUGCUUCUAAGUUCUGUGCUUCUGUGGAGUUUGGAUCUUCUUCCAAGAUCCCCCGCCUUCCCCCACAUACAGAUUAAGUUCACUGAAGACAAUUGUCUAUAGGUCUUGUUUUUUAAAGUUUGUUUUUCUGCCUUGCAACUGACUGGUGAGCAGUCCAGCGUGUACCCCGCCUCUUACUCAAAGUUAGCUGGGAAAGGCUGCAGCACAAACGCUCCCAUAAUGGUAACCUCAGCCAUGACUCUGCUGCAGCAGACUCCAUUUUUGCAAGUGUUACUGCCGUGUUCCUAUUUUGGAUUGCGUGUACCUAUCAUGUGUGCGGAUAUUUGCAACUUGACAGAAUGUCCCAACCCAACUGAGUUGCAUCCCAGGGGAAUUUCGUGGGCUCUCCUUUGAAAAAUGAUGCAUGCUUCAAGGUAUAUCCGUUACAUACUUUCAAGCGUUCGCGUUUCAAAAUUAAAAAGCAGUCUAUAACCUUUUAAUGGCAGGUUAUUGUGUUUUCUUUGCAAAAAAAAAGUAUGGAUAUAUACAUACAUUUACAUACAUUUUCUGAACUGCUUAUCUUCACAAGGGUCACGGGAGCGCCGUAGCCAAUCCCAGCUGUCAUCAGGCAGGGGCCAUAGUACAUCCUGAACUGGUUGCCAGCCAAUCGCAGGACACUAAGAGACAAACACACUCACAAUCACAGCUAUGGGCAAUUUGGAGUCUUCAACCAACUUGGGGUGCAUGUUUUUGGGGAUGUGGGAGGAAACCGGAGUACCUGGAGAAAACCCACGUAGGCGCGGGGAAACAUGCAAACUCUACACAGGCAGGGCUGGGAUUUGAACCCCGGUACUCAGAACUUUGAGCCCAACGCUUUACAGCUGUCACACGGUAUACACUGCUUAUUUUCUCAUAUGAUUUAGAGCUGCUUCUCAGUCAAUUGCAAUGUAGCAACAAACUUAAUUGUUGAUUUUUUUGUACUUAAUUUCAUUCAGUAGUUAAAUAUCUAAAGUGCAUAUUGAUUCACGAUAUAAAGUGAACUACCGUAUUUAUUAAUUUUUAAUGAUUUUGAUAGAAUGUAGCUAACAAAACAACUGCAUUUUCAAUCACGACAAAUUUGAAUAUUCCACAAGUAACAACGCCAUUUGCGUUUUUAAUAGAAAAAUCCUGUAGGAAACAGCCUAUUGAAAAGCAUCUCCCUUUGUGUUGAACGAAUGCAUAUGAUAGGAUGGAGAGAAAUAGAUUAACUGUCCUGUGAGGAGAACAUCUGUAAGAAAAUUUUUAAAAAGUCAAUUAUUCUGUUAUUGGUCAUCAAUUUUUGUGGUUGACUGUUAAAUCUUCAAAGUAAGUGGGACAUGGAUUGUGAAAACAAGGGAGCACUGUAAGCCUUCCCUUUUAACCAUGAAUAUUAAGCACAGCAAUAGACAGAUUGGUGAAUGUAUUCGGUGAACAAAUUGGAUCCAAAUAUAUACAGCAGUGUAUAUAGAAAGAGUCAAUGAAUGUCCACUAAAAAGUGUGAAGAACCAACCCCCAUGUGAUGUGUGCGCGUCA